Molecule: messenger RNA, 1170 nt
Organism: Caenorhabditis briggsae
Lineage: Eukaryota; Metazoa; Nematoda; Chromadorea; Rhabditida; Rhabditidae
Gene: Cbr-nas-7
Product: Protein CBR-NAS-7
Exons: 8
Coding region: 1-1170 (389 amino acids)
Biological process (GO): proteolysis
Molecular function (GO): metalloendopeptidase activity; zinc ion binding
Source: RefSeq, a predicted model, not a curated record
AUGAUUUUGUCAUGGAUAUUCACUUUGGCAGCUGCAAUACCUUCCACGUUAGGUCAUAGGAAUCGAAUUCAAGAUGAUGAUCAGAUGAUUGUGAUUUCUGAUAGCACAUAUUCGUUGAAUAUGGAAGAUUUUGCAUUUGCUGAUAAACUGACAAAGGAAGAACUAUUUGGGAAACAUAUCCCGGUGGAAGUUGUAAAUGAUUUCAAAUCAGAUAUUCGAUUACCAAGGAGACAUAAAAGAAACGGAGUAUCUCGAGCAGCGAAACUAUGGCCAAAUGCUCGAAUUCCCUACGCCAUCUCACCUCAUUACUCUCCCCACGAGAGAGCUCUUUUAGCGAAAGCAGUAAAACAGUAUCAUGAAAAAACAUGCAUUCGAUUUGUUCCCCGACAAGCCGGAGAGCCAGAUUACCUUUUUAUUGGAAAAGUGGAUGGAUGCUUCUCGGAAGUUGGAAGAACUUCAGGUGUCCAAGUGUUGUCUCUGGAUAACGGAUGCAUGGAAUAUGCAACAAUUAUCCAUGAAAUGAUGCAUGUUGUUGGGUUCUAUCAUGAACAUGAACGAUGGGACCGCGAUAACUUUAUUGAUAUUAUUUGGCAAAACAUUGAUAGAGGAGCACUGGAUCAAUUUGGAAAAGUCGAUUUAUCAAAGACAUCUUAUUACGGUCAACCGUAUGAUUACAAAUCCAUACUUCAUUAUGAUAGCUUGGCUUUUUCAAAAAAUGGGUUCCCAACGAUGCUGCCAAAGGUUAAGUCAGCCACAAUUGGAAACGCCCGUGAUUUUUCCGAUGUAGAUAUUUCGAAAAUCAACCGGAUGUACAAUUGUCCACUCGAAAAAAGUGUGACAGCUCCAUUCGCCAGAGCUAGGCACGUACCUAUUUAUUCUCCACAAUAUCAGCAAUAUCAUCAUAAAUACGAAGAUCGACCGAAGAUUCCACUUCGAUCAUUCGAUAUGCAACAAGGACCAAUAAUGCCUCCAAUGGCACAAGUUCCAUCACAAAGUCUUGUUGUUUCGAGCAGUUCUGGACGGGUGAACUAUAAUACAAACAAGCCAUCUACAAACUCUCAAUGCGAAGACCGGAUAACUGUUUGUUGGUGGACGGCGGAUCGGUGUAGAUCUCCAGCAAUUUAUCAGGUUAUGUCAUCGUUGUGUCCAAAAACAUGCAAAUUCUGCUAG